AUGGCAGCCAUCCCGACGACCCGCGACAACGCAACCCAGUCCAACUACCAGGACAUCCGCACCACCGCUCUCGACCUCGAGUGGACCGUCGAUUGGCAGCACCGCAUCAUCCGCGGACACGUCAAGCACUCGCUCAAGGCUGAGAAGGACGGCGUCGACAAGCUCAUCCUCGACACGUCCUACCUCGCCAUCAAGCGCUGCUACAUCCCCUCAUCUUCACACUCCGACCUUUCCUUCUCCCUUCCCUCAAAGCGUCACCCAAACCUCGGUUCCGCACUCACGAUCUCUCUUCCGCACGCCCUGAAGAAGGACGAGGAGCUCGAGGUCGCGAUCGAGUACUCGACGACGGAUGGUUGCACGGCGCUUGGGUGGCUCGAGAAGGAGCAGACGGACAGCAAGAAGUACCCGUUCAUGUACUCCCAAUGCCAGGCCAUUCAUUGCCGCUCGCUGUGCCCAAUCAUGGACACUCCCGCCAUCAAAUUCCCUUACACCGCGACCGUCCACUCCCCUCUUCCGAUCCUCCUCUCCGCCUUGCGCAUCUCACCGCCUCUCGAAGCUCCCCAGCCACCCAUCGACGGAACGCUCCAGACGACCAAGUGGCAUCAGCCUAUCGCUAUCCCUUCAUACCUCCUCGCGAUCGCCGGAGGAGAAGUGGCCUUCCGUGCGCUUGGAGAACGCACAGGUGUAUGGGCUGAAGCAGGAAAGGUUGAUGCGUGCGCUCGCGAGUUCCAGGAAGACGCGGAGCGGUUCAUCAAGACGGCGGAGGAGUUGUGCGGUUUGUACAAGUGGGGACGCUACGACGCGCUCGUUCUACCGUUCUCCUUCCCGUUCGGAGGUAUGGAGAAUCCGAACAUGACUUUCCUUACGCCUGCGCUUAUCGUCGGAGACCGCUCGCAAGUCGAUGUUCUCGCUCAUGAGGCAUCGCAUAGCUGGCACGGAAACGAUGUGGGUGUUGCGGCUUGGGAUUCGUUCUGGCUCAACGAGGGCUGGACGACCUACACAGAGCGCCUGAUCGCUCUCGGCCUGCACGGCCCGCAAACCCGCGACUUUGAGUACAUUAUUGGCGCCAAGAGCAUGAACGAUGAUUUGAAGAGGUACGAUCGGGACGGGUGGAGGAAGGCGCAGCGGUUGCACAUCCCUUACGACUUCGGCGAGGACCCGGACGAGUUCUACUCGAGCGUCGCCUAUGACAAGGGCGCCAACUUCCUCUACUACCUCGAGAAGUUGGUCGGUGGAGUAGAGGUGUUCAACCCGUACCAGAAGGCCUACAUCAAGGAGUUUGGCGGCAAGGCUGUCUCGACCAAGGAGUGGGAGGACCACUUCUGGUCCUACUGGAACCAGUACCCGGAGAAGGCGAGGAUCUUGAAGGAGAAGGUUGACUGGGAUGCCUGGUUGAACGGCGAGGGGACCGAGUUGCCGGUCAAGAUGGAGUACGACACGACGCUCGCCGACCGCGCCUACGCCCUCGCCUCGUCGUGGAACUCCUCCCGCUCGCUCUCGCCCUCAGACCUCGCAAGCAAGUUCACCAAGUCGGACCUCGAAGGAAUGAGCUCGACGCAGGUCGUCCUCUUCCUCGAGACGCUCGGCACGUACGACAAGUUUGAGGACAAGGUCGUCGAGGCGGUCCAGAAGGCGUACGGUUUUGACAGCUCGCACGACCCGGAGAUCAGGCUCCGCUGGUACCUCUUCGCCCUCAAGUCGGGCCUGUACGCCAAACAAGCCGCUCACUGGGUCCGCAACCAAGGUCGGAUGAAGUACUGCCGCCCGACGUACCGCGCCGUCUUCGUCGUCGACCCUGAGCUCGCCAAGGAGACUUUCCUCAAGUACGGCAAGGGCUUCCUCCACCCGAUUGCGAGGAGGAUGGUCGCGCAGGAUCUCGGACUCGAUGAGGGCGAGAAGAAGGAGAAGUAG
This is a messenger RNA of Rhodotorula toruloides NP11, 1911 nucleotides long. Its product is annotated as leukotriene-A4 hydrolase. Gene Ontology annotation, cellular component: cytosol. The record is from RefSeq and is a predicted model, not a curated record. The transcript has 16 exons. Gene Ontology annotation, molecular function: epoxide hydrolase activity; zinc ion binding; aminopeptidase activity. Gene Ontology annotation, biological process: proteolysis. Bases 1 to 1911 code for a protein of 636 amino acids. Lineage: Eukaryota; Fungi; Basidiomycota; Microbotryomycetes; Sporidiobolales; Sporidiobolaceae.